AUGGAAGCUAAUGCCAAGUUAUGUGCUCAUGAAGGGAAGGACUUGCAAGACGGAGCAAUGUAUCGGCAACUUGUAGGUAGUUUAAUCUACCUUACGUUAACUAGACCAGAUAUUUCAUAUGCAGUUGGAGUAGCAAGUCGAUAUAUGCAACAACCAAAGAAUCCUCAUUUGGAAGCAGUGCGACGAAUGCUAAGGUAUGUCAAAGAUACCAUUAACUACAGCCUCUUAUAUAAGAAAGGUGACGAGAUUAAGAUAGUUGGAUAUUGCGAUGCUGAUUAUGCUGGAGAUCACGAUACUCGUCGCUCAACAACUGGAUAUGUAUUCAUGCUUGGAUCUGGAGUCGUAUCUUGGUGUAGCAAAAGGCAACCAACGGUGUCCUUGUCAACCACUGAAGCAGAAUAUAGAGCAGCAGCAAUGGCAGCUCAGGAAAUGUCACUUCAUUGUGAUAAUCAGUCUGCUAUUCGUCUAGCAGAAAAUCCUGUGUUUCAUGCAAGGACAAAGCACGUGGAAGUGCAUUAUCAUUUUCUGAGAGAAAAAGUGCUUCAAGAAGAAAUAGAGAUGCAACAAAUCAACACAGAUGAUCAAGUUCCUGACAUAUUCACCAAAGGACUAAGCACAAUCAAGUUUUUGAAAUUCAGAACUCAACUAAACCUCGUCAAACGAGAAGAAGCUUAG
Humulus lupulus (European hop) is the source of this 675-nucleotide messenger RNA. Its product is annotated as secreted RxLR effector protein 161-like. The record is from RefSeq and is a predicted model, not a curated record. Bases 1 to 675 code for a protein of 224 amino acids. Lineage: Eukaryota; Viridiplantae; Streptophyta; Magnoliopsida; Rosales; Cannabaceae. The transcript is spliced from 2 exons.